Pogona vitticeps (central bearded dragon) is the source of this 4196-nucleotide messenger RNA. NCBI's taxonomy places the organism in Eukaryota, Metazoa, Chordata, Lepidosauria, Squamata, Agamidae. The record is from RefSeq and is a predicted model, not a curated record.
AGCUUUUCUUGAACAUUAUGAGCUAAAUUCAUUGUUCCACGAGUCGCUUUCUGCUCAUGAAGACUUUUCUUCCUCCCUCUGGCCUUCCAAUGUGCUCUGGAAGCCUUCAGAGUCGUCUAACAAAAAUGAACAGAAGGAUGAGGGGGUUGGUGAGGGGAAUAUAAUUCAGCCGUUGUGUUUUUCCCCCUUUGCUAGGAGAUCAUGGAAUACGAUCCUAAUGACGAUUAUUAAGACUCUGUACGAAGACCGUCGUUCUGAUCCGGUGCUUUGCUCUUCUCUUUGUGUUUCCCUCCGCCUCCCUAGGAAGGAUCCGGCCACAGACUUGGGAUACGAAGAGAGGGAAACGGCUUGGAGUGGGCCAUGAUUAGAGACACCAUGAAGGCGUGGAGCGAUAGUCAGUCCGACCUCUACAGCAGUGAUCUAGAAGAGGAGGAAGAAAUGAUAUUUGGAGAAAAUGAAGAAGACAUGGAAGAGAUGAUGGAUCUAAGCGACCUGCCUACCUCCCUCUUUGCCUGUAGUGUCCAUGAAGCCGUUUUUGAACUUCCAGAGCAGAAGGAAAGAUUCGAAGCCCUCUUCUCCAUCUACGACGAUCACGUCACAUUUCAGCUCUUCAAAAGCUUCCGAAGAGUGAGGAUAAACUUUAGCAGCUCCGAAGCGGCGGCCAGGGCACGCAUCGAACUGCACGAGACGGACUUCAACGGGAAGAAGCUGAAGCUGUAUUUCGCCCAGGUCCAGAUGCCCAGCGAAGCGGGGGAUAAGUCUUACCUCUUGCCCCCACAACCUGUCAAGCAGUUCCUGAUCUCGCCCCCCGCCUCCCCGCCGGUAGGAUGGAAGCCGAGCGAAGAUGCGACUCCCAUGAUCAACUAUGACUUGCUUUGCGCUGUUUCAAAACUGGGGCCUGGGGAGAAGUACGAGCUUCAUGCAGGAACGGAGUCCACCCCCAGCGUCGUCGUUCACGUGUGCGAAAGCGAGACAGAAGAGGAGGACGAAGUCAAAAACCCCAAACAGAAGAUUGUGCAGACGAGGCGGCCCGACCCACCGCCCGCCUUAGUGAACGAAAAUAAAACCCUUGAAUGUACACUAGAGGUCAGGGGCGGGAUGCAUUACUGAGCUGAAGCUGUCUCUUAACAGCCGCGGAUGGCGGUCCGGUUUGCCUUGCAGUGUUUAUACAUCCUGGCGAGAGAAUUCUCUUGUAGCCGUCUGGAGAAGAUUUUAGAUGCCAACGUUUUGAAGAGCACUUUAAUUUUUAAGGUUAACUUGCAAGAUGUAGCAAAUCCACAAGAGUUUUUUAAGUCCUAGCCUACUAGGAGAGUGCCAUUUCUGGGGUGUGUUUUACUCUUUUCUCGGUGUUCAGAAGGCCGAAAGGAACUGCUGCUGUCGCUCUAGGGAUUAACACCUGGUUUUUUGUAUGUGAGUCUCCUGUAUAUUUUUUUGUGCGCUGGUGUAUAACAUGAUCUGAUUAACGGUGUUCUGAGUACUGUAUUGAUGAAUUCUAAGUGUAAUGUACAAGGCACAUUAUUCUCCGUAGAAGAAUCUCAAACUGGUUUGUUUUGGGGGGGAUGGGUAGAACCAGAUUUCCCAACAGGUAUAUAUUUCGUGGCUUUUGUUCCCCCUUAGAAAUGCCGUAGUUGUGUGUGUUGAAUUUCAGAGUACUCUUGUGAAUUGACGUGAAGCAAACACAAAAUGGGAACCGCAACAAGGUGUCUUUUUGGCUCGGUGUAUUUACGAAAACUGAAAUACAGCCGUACCUCGGUUUGCGAACACCUUGGUUAACGUAUUUUUUCGGUUUACGAACAGAAAUCCAUUGAAAAUAAUGCCUCCUCGGUUUACGAUUUUUUUGCAGUACGAAGCAAGUUCCCCCAGGAUGCAUUGUGCCUGGAGGUUUAUAGCGCCACUCCGAUUCCUAUGGCAAAUUGCAUUUCGGUUUAUGAAUUUUUUGCAUUACGCAACAUCCCGGAGAACGCAUUAAAUUCGUAAAUCAAGGUCCGCCUGUACAGCAAUGACCCUUGUAUCCGCGGAUUAUAGCAAACGCUAUUAUAAUAGCCAGUGCUAUACAUAGCGUGAUCUCUGGCUCCCCCUAGCGAACCGUUCUGGUAACUUCAUCAUUAGAAAUUUAUAUUUUUGAGAUGUUUCUUUUAAUAUUUUUAAUACUUUCAGGCCGCAGAUAAGGGGGGUCCUACUGUAUGUGCAGGAAGGCUGCAGAUCAUAGAUUUACUCCUUCUUCGGCACUUGUUUCUUCGUUGUUCAUCGCCUGUUUCUGUAUCUUGCUGGGGCUGCCCCUUAGGCAGGAUACUGUUUAGUGUGUGUUUAGCUGAUACCUCUCACAAGCAGAAACUAUGCACCCACAGGGAGGGUCCUGUAUCUUUUCUGGUUCCUUGCAAAACAUGGCUCCCCGUGUUUAACCAACCAGAUCUUUCAUCUUGUCUUUGAAAGGUGGUGUACAUCGUGAAACGGAGUUACACGUAAAUGCAAACGUUCGUCAUCACCCUUACAGCAGUGACAAUUUAGAUGUGUCCCCCAUGUGUAAGUCCGGAAGAGUGCUUUAGAUGCCUAUCUCUGCUCCCUCUGCCCUUCUUAACAACCCCAGCUGAUCUGUAUUUUGUCACGUCCAGGGCCUUGUGAUCACUAAUUUUUGCAUAGUAUUGUGGCUGACUUGUCACAGUCUUCCUUUUCGUCCUGUAUCCUGUGUCGUGUUCACUCGUUCCUCUCUCGAAAUUCCCCAGCGUAGACUUAGGGUCUUAAGGAGAGCCAAGUUAGCAAGUCCCUGUGAGCUUCCGGUUGGAGCGCUUACUUAUUGCCUGACCUUCCCUUGUUCUCAUGCCAUCAAACCUUCUAUUCUUACUACAGUAGGACCCCCCACCCCACCCCCCCGUAUCCGCAUGGAUUUGGUUCCGCAGAUGCUGGAAAAACGAGGAUUACACAUCGAAUGCUAUUACAUAGCAUGCUCUCUGGCUCCUUCUAGUGGCCAGUUCUGGUAACUUAUCAUUAGAAAUGCAUAUUUCUGGGAUUUUUCCUUUUAAUAUUUUCAGUCUGUGGAUAAGCGAAUCAGUGGAUACUGAUCCCGUAGUUAUUUGGGGGGGGUUCCUGCCGUACAUCUCAGGAAGGGAGAAAAGCUUGCACCGAGAUAGCUUUCUUUCCACUGUCGUAGGAAACGUGCUGACAAUCGAGCUGCCUAGACUUGACCCAUACGGCUAGACCGUUUUGGCUGAGUCUGUCCUCACCACUGUGUUUCCCUUGCUCAGUGUCUUUUGGAAAGCAGCACCUUAAGAUGCUGUUCAUUCAGCUUUCUGUAAUGCUGUAUUUCUAACGACUAAUCUUUUUUUUUCUCUCUCUCUUUUUAAUGGCUAAACUGACAGAAUAGAUGGGGUGGGCGGGACAUCAGAAGUUUGGGUUCUGUGUUCCCUACAAAGUCAUCAGUUGUACCAAAUUCUCUGGGAAUCAAUCGUGUUGGGCUCCAGAGCGCAGAAGGGGGUGCUUCUCUGUGUGUCGUAACUCAAAAAGUCAGGCAGGUGCUUCAGUGGUCUGCUUGCACCAGACUUUGGUGCCUUUCAGACAUAGCGCUAAAGGCUCGGGGUGAGACCUCUCCAAAGGCCAAGACGCGACUCAAAGGCUCAAGUAGAAUCGCCUUUCUGUUGAGUCCUUUUCCUCUGUCAGAGUCCAGAAGGAAAGGGGAACAAUCACAGAAAGUGGCUGGUUCCUGAGAUCUACGGGUAGAUCUCUCUCAGAAGCAGUUCAGGAUCAAACAGAAUCAGAACUUUGUUCCGUUUGCAUGCCUUGGCUCCGGCAUUUAGGCGAAUGACUGCCGGAGACUCGAAACGCUGAAGUCGAACCCGUAAGAUCCAUUUCAGAACUCAUUAAAAUUGACCAGGUGAUCUCUCCACCUAACUUUCCUCUUGGGCUUGGUGGGGAUAAAACCACGUACAAAAUAAAUAAUAUCAGGUACAUAACUCUGAGGCUCUUCGGAUGCAAAUAGGAUGGAUCAAGAUGGCAGUGAUUCAAGGCAACGGCUCUUUUUCCAGAAUACAAUUUAGUUAUUCUCUGCUUAUUAAGAACAAAGGCAAGGUUACUUAUUGUUACUUGACGUAUUAUUAAAGCUGUUGACAUUUUCCACACCAUGUUCUGUUAACAUUUUUUUUAACGGUUCAUUUAUUCUACAGAACAAUAUUGGUUGUUCCCAAUAAAUGGUCAGAAUCUUG